Ziziphus jujuba (common jujube) is the source of this 3009-nucleotide messenger RNA. Its product is annotated as kinesin-like protein KIN-7N. NCBI's taxonomy places the organism in Eukaryota, Viridiplantae, Streptophyta, Magnoliopsida, Rosales, Rhamnaceae. The transcript is spliced from 19 exons. Bases 139 to 2784 code for a protein of 881 amino acids. Gene Ontology annotation, biological process: microtubule-based movement. The record is from RefSeq and is a predicted model, not a curated record. Gene Ontology annotation, molecular function: ATP binding; microtubule binding; microtubule motor activity.
GCCAAAAGAUUGCCUCAAUUUUCAAAAAGAAGCAGUGGUUGCCCGCCUGUGCAUUAAAAUUCCAACAGCCUCCAGAGGACCCCCAGAUCAGAGAGAAAACGAAGAAACGGUGCAGUUUCUGUUAGUGCAGUGAAGAAGAUGGAGAAGAUCUGUGUUGCAGUUCGAGUGAGGCCUCCUGUAACGGAGGAAUCGGCCAGCGGAGCCUAUUGGAAGGUCGACGACAAUCGUAUUUCUCUUCAGAAGCUUCAUGACUCCCCUGUCUCCGGGGCUUCUUACGCUUUCGAUCAUAUAUUCGAUGAAAGUUGCUCGAAUGCUAAGAUUUACGAGCUUCUUACAAGGGAUAUUAUUCGCGCUGUAGUGGAAGGUUUUAACGGAACCGCAUUUGCGUAUGGACAAACCAGCAGUGGAAAGACUUUUACCAUGAAUGGUACUGAAAAGGAUCCAGGAAUUAUUCAUCGGGCAGUGAAAGACAUAUUUGACAGAAUUCAAAUGACAUCGGACCGUGAGUUUUUGAUUCGAGUUUCGUACAUGGAAAUUUACAAUGAGGAAAUUAUUGAUCUUUUGGCCGUUGAAAACCAGAAAUUACAAAUUCAUGAGAGCUUGGAGCGUGGUGUAUUUGUUGCUGGUCUCAGGGAGGAAAUUGUCAACAAUGCUGAACAGGUGUUGAAACUCAUUGAAUCAGGAGAAGUCAAUAGGCACUUUGGUGAAACAAAUAUUAAUGUUCGGAGCAGUAGAUCCCACACAAUAUUCAGAAUGGUAAUUGAAAGCAAGGAGAAGGAUACCAAUUCCGUUAAUCACUUUUAUAGUUCUGAUGCUAUUCGUGUCUCUGUCUUGAAUUUGGUUGAUUUAGCUGGGUCUGAAAGAAUUGCCAAAACUGGAGCUGAUGGAGUACGUCUCAAGGAAGGAAAGCACAUAAACAAGAGCUUAAUGAUUCUUGGUAAUGUGAUUAACAAACUAAGUGAUGGUGCAAAGAAUAGGGGUCAUAUACCUUAUCGUGACAGUAAACUAACACGCAUACUUCAACCUGCCCUCGGUGGGAAUGCCAAAACUUCAAUUAUAUGCACUAUAGCACCAGAAGAGGUACACAUUGAGGAAACAAAGGGAACCCUCCAAUUUGCUAGCAGAGCCAAGCGAAUUGCUAAUUGUGCUCAAGUGAAUGAGAUUUUGACAGAUGCAGCCUUAUUGAAGAGGCAAAAACAAGAAAUAGAGGAUCUGCGUAAGAAGCUUCAGGGAUCUCAAUCCGAGGUGCUUGAGCAAGAGAUCUUGAAAUUGAGGAACGAUUUGCUUAAGUAUGAACUAGAGCGUGAGAAACUGGAAAUGGAACUUAAAGAGGAGAGAAGAUCGCAGAAAGAACGUGAACAGCGUAUUAGGGAGCAACAGAUCAAAAUUGACAAUCUCAGUAGUCUUGUAACUAGUUCAGACGUUCACGGCAACUCUAGUCAGGUUAAUCCAGCAAAAGACUGUAUGCUGAUGGACUUACUUACUGUGGAUGGUGUGCUUGCAAACUUUAAGACCCUAAAAACUGAAGUGAAAUAUGCAUCUGAGGAACAAGAUUCUGGGAGAUAUAGGAUUACGGAAGAUUAUAAUGACAGCAAUAGUAAAUCUCAAGGAGAACCCUUUAGAACGCCUUGUUUCAAAGCUGGUCCCAAUGCCUUUGUUGCGAAGAGAUCUCAGUAUUCAACUUUGCCUGAUUGUAGCCCUCUUCCAGAUACUUUCAGCAAUGUGGCUGAUGAAGAUACUUGGUUGAAAAUGAACAGAGGUUAUAUAGCUGACCUUGAUUCCAUACAAAUGACUCCUGCAAGAAAAGUUCAAUCUUUUCCUUCAAGCGAUGUUACUCCUGAUGGUUCGAACAAAAAUUACAAUCAAGAGGUCCAAAAUCUCAAGAGACAGCUGGAACUUGCUAUUGAAGAGAGAGAUGAACUUAAGAGGAAGCACGCAGAACAAUUGACAUUAAACGAUCGUUUAACAUGCGAGAUAUCUGAGCUCCAACGAGAAGCACAACUAUUUCAAGAAAUCCCUCAAAGGCUUUGUGAAUGUGCAGCAAAUUGCAAAGACAUUUAUGUUGAUGUUUUGUCAAUGACACAGAGUUCUAUAUCUGAUGGGUCUUCUACUGCGAAACUACUUUCAAGCAUGAGUGAAAUUGGUGCAAGCCUUUUUACAACUCUGGAAAGUCAUUUUUCAAUGGCUCUGGAUGGCCCCAGAUCUUUCACAGAGAAUGAUUUUAAAGAAUAUCGCAAAGUUCUCUUUGAGAGGUUUAAUAGCACAAUCAAAUCAUUGGUAUCAUCAGAAACACAAAGCAUUCAGAACGAGCAGGUGACUAAUCUACCAUGCAGCGGUGAAUAUAAGGGCUGUGCUGUGGGAGGUGAAAUUGGCUAUUGGAAGGAAAAUUUGAGCGAUGAACUCCACACAAUAAAGGAAAGGUACCAUGACCUGGAGAUGGAGUUACAGAGUAAUAAUCAGCUACUGGAGGCAUGUAAGCAAAGAUAUGAUACAUUGGAAGCCGAGUUUCUUCUUUUAAAAGAAGAAAGAGAUUCUUUGCACAAAAUGGUCUCUGAAUCAUCUAAGGAACUUGCACUGGUUACAGACCAGAAGGAAAAUGUUAUGAAGGAUUUCAACACUGAAUCUCACAAGAGGAAAGGUCUUGAAGAGAAGAUAAAACAAUUUAGCGUUGCUUUUGCCUGUCGUAAGAUGUCACUUGCAUCUUUUCACGGUGAAUUUAAGUCCAAAAUUGAGAGACUGAGAGCUCAAAAUCGAGUUUUAGCACUCAAAUCUCUGGAGUGUUAAAGAUUAUUACUAGUAUUCGGGCCUGCUAUUUAUUACUCAUGCUUGUAUGUGGUAUUUAUUUAAGAAUCAGGUUAGCAUACUCUGUAUUUUUAAUGGUCAAAGUGUUUACAUGUAGUUACGGAUGUUGAAGGUACUAAACUAAACAAGCUGGUCUAGGAUUUAACAGUGUUAGACUCGAAUUUAAACUUCCACACCCUCAAAUGAAUUACUUGUAAUUUAUCUCAA